Polychytrium aggregatum is the source of this 1113-nucleotide messenger RNA. RefSeq lists its product as uncharacterized. The transcript is spliced from 4 exons. The record is from RefSeq and is a predicted model, not a curated record. Gene Ontology annotation, biological process: carbohydrate metabolic process. Gene Ontology annotation, cellular component: membrane. NCBI's taxonomy places the organism in Eukaryota, Fungi, Chytridiomycota, Chytridiomycetes, Polychytriales. Bases 1 to 1113 code for a protein of 370 amino acids. Gene Ontology annotation, molecular function: chitin deacetylase activity.
AUGCCCGCUCAGUGGCCCUCGACCGACCAAUCCAAGUUCAUCACAGGCAACCUCCUCGCUGAUCCGCUGGUGCAAGAUGCCCUAGCAUAUGUCCAGUCGGUUGUCCCAGCCGAUCUCCUAAGCAUCCCCACCUCAACCUACAUUUCCCUCUCGACUGUCAAGUACAACUCUGAUGUCGCAAAGAACUGCUACUGGCCCGGAACUGCCUGUGUUCGCUCCGCACCCGGCAACGGCUAUCAGGCCGAUGUCUACGCAUGCCCCCAAACAUCUACCUGGGGCAUUUCCUUUGACGACGGACCCACGGUCGAUCUCGUCAACCACCAAGACUCCCUUGCCAUCCGCCAGCAGCUCGACAAGAUGAAGAUCAAGGGAACCUUCUUUGUGGUUGGAUCGAACGUCAUCCAGAACCCUCAGAUUGUCUUGGACGAGUACAAUGACGGCCAGCAGAUCGGCGUCCACACCUGGACCCAUCACCCGCUCACUACCUGCACCAACGAGCAGAUCGUCGCCGAAAUCAAGUAUUCCGAAGCCCUGAUCUACAAUGCUACCGGCCAUGUUCCCAAGUUUUUCCGCCCACCUUACGGUGACGUCGACGAUCGUGUUCGCUCCAUCGUCAAUGCCCUCGGCUACUCGGUCACCAUCUGGUCCAAGGACGACUUUGCUGCUGAUCAGACCACAACCAGCCCGAGCAUCGCUGCUUCGCUCGAAAACACCGUCAUCUCAUCCUGGUUCGCCCCGAACCGACCGGGCUUCAUCUCGCUCAGCCACGACAUCAGCCCCUUCACCAGCGGCGUGAUCCUCAGCAUCCUCCAGUAUGUCCAGCAGAACCGUGCCAACAUCAGCCUGAACAUCGUUCCCAUUGGAACCUGCAUGAACAUGCCCUGGUAUGUCGAUGGCUCAGCCAUCACCACCACCUCCAAAACCGCCGCCGCCACCAACACAACCACUCUCCUGCCGUCCCCGACCACCAUCAACGCCACCACAACCAGCGCCUCCGCCACGGCCUCGCCCACGACUUCCAAUGUUCCCUCUGGCGCCCAUCGAUCCGCUGCACUGACCCUAUUCCCUGCCUUUGCGUUUGCGUGUGCGUGUGCUGCUCUUGCCAUGCUUUAA